Lotus japonicus is the source of this 1107-nucleotide messenger RNA. RefSeq lists its product as uncharacterized. The record is from RefSeq and is a predicted model, not a curated record. The transcript has a single exon. Gene Ontology annotation, molecular function: nucleic acid binding; zinc ion binding. Bases 1 to 1107 code for a protein of 368 amino acids. NCBI's taxonomy places the organism in Eukaryota, Viridiplantae, Streptophyta, Magnoliopsida, Fabales, Fabaceae.
AUGGUGGACAUGAGCCGUAUGGCGGAGGCCAUGGCGAACUUGACGAUUGUGGUGGCGCGACAAGCUGCUAAUGCUGCCGCAUGGGUUACUGCAACUGCUCAAUGGAUUGUCGCCGAGGAAGAGUGUCUGGCACGCCUGCAGCGACAGGAGGAGGCACAAGCUCAGAUUAGGGGACUCAUUGAUUUCGGUCGCCUUGACCCGCCUAAGUUCUUUGGAGGAGCCGACCUAGAGAAGGCGGACUUGUGGAUUCAAGAGAUCGAGGAGAUCUUCAGGGUGUCGAGGAUCCCAACCGAGACAAGGGUGGAUUGUGCAACUUAUCUGCUGAUGGGAGAAGCUGAAUAUUGGUGGAGAGGAACACGCAUGAUGAUGGAAUCCAACCGUGUGCUUGUGACGUGGGAUGCUUUCUGCGUUGUCUUUAUGGACAGGUACUUUCCGAUUAGCGCAAGGGAAGAAAAGGAAGCACAAUUCUUGAAGUUUUUUCAGGGGAAUAUGGUGGUGGCAGAGUAUGCCGCUAAGCUGGAAUCUUGGGCGAAGCACCGUUUCCUUGCCAACCGUGUUGAUGAGGCGUAUCUAUGCGCUAAGUUUACGAAUGGGCUCCGACCUGAGAUCAAAGAGUCGGUGCAGCCAUUGGGGAUACGUGCAUUCCAACCGUUGGUGGAGAAGUGCAGGGAGAUAGAAGCAAUAAAGAACAAGAGGAAGGAUAAGCGGUAUCGAGGAGGACCGAUGAGGUCCGGAAGCCAAGGCCAAGGAGGGCGCGACAAGAGGAAACGACAUCAGAGGAAGCCUUACCAUCGUCAACAAGAAGAUGAGAAGUCUCAGGGAGGGUACAGACCCAUGCCUACAGCCCUAGGAAGACGAGGGAGCCAAGCCCAAAACCGUGGUGUUCAGUGCUUCAUAUGUGCAGAGUUUGGGCAUUUUGCCGCUGCUUGCAAGGAGGAUGGACCAUUAUGCUACAAUUGUCACAAGCCGGGACAUCUUUCCAGAGACUGUAGGGCACCAAAAGUGGAGCUAGCUGCGUGCGUUACACGAGGGACUCACCCGACUGUCGAAGGACGAGUGCACUUAAUGGAGGGGACCGAGGCUACUGGUGCUGAGGAGGAGACCUGA